Messenger RNA from Triplophysa dalaica, 1832 nucleotides. It is a transcript of the gene preb, whose product is annotated as prolactin regulatory element binding. Gene Ontology annotation, cellular component: endoplasmic reticulum membrane. Gene Ontology annotation, biological process: protein secretion. The transcript is spliced from 10 exons. NCBI's taxonomy places the organism in Eukaryota, Metazoa, Chordata, Actinopteri, Cypriniformes, Nemacheilidae. Gene Ontology annotation, molecular function: GTPase activator activity; guanyl-nucleotide exchange factor activity; protein binding. Bases 141 to 1412 code for a protein of 423 amino acids. The record is from RefSeq and is a predicted model, not a curated record.
UAUGACGCUAUGCUGACGUGUAGCUAGGGAAACAGAGGAAGUAGAUGGCUCUUUGACAAAUGUUUUGAAGUAUCUAUUGAAAGAAAACAGUGGCAUGUUCACUGAACACAGCGACCAGAGUCCAGAGAUCGCAGAAAGCCAUGGGUAAACGAAGAGCACCAGAGCUGUACAGAGCACCCUUUCCUCUGUAUACUGUUAAAAUCCACCCCAAGACUGGACUGAUUAUUACUGCUGGAGGGGGUGGAGCCUCAAAAACUGGGAUCAAGAAUGGAGUGCAUUUCCUAAGUUUGGACCUGGUGGGUGGUAGGCACUGUGCAACCCUGGUGCACACUCAUGCAACGGACACACGAGCCACGAUGAACAUGGCGCUAGGUGACGAUGUGAUCGCCGCAGGGCAAGAUGGCAUCUGUAGUUUGAUGAGGUUCAGUCAAUGUUCACCCAAACAGACAAACAAAUCGGCAGCUAAAGAUGGAGCUCGAGAAGAUGGUGCAGCAAGGAGGAGAGCAGGAAAAGGCCAGAAUGAAGGUGGAGGAGAUGCGCCCAAGAUCAAGGAGGAUUCAUCUCAAAUCACAGUUGAGGAUAUUGGUACGGUGCAAGGAGAUCUCAGCCCUCAGGACCCCUGCGUGAAAUGUGUUUGCUUUAGCGCUGACCUUACACUUCUGCUGAGCGGAGGUGCCGACGGUUACGUCAGAGUUUGGGAGUUACCCUUAAUGAAGGAGAAAUUAAACUUUAAAGCCCAUAAAGAUGAACUGGAAGAUAUCAACAUCAGUCCUGAUAAAAAGCACAUUGUAACAGUAGGUCGUGAUUUCGAGUGCAGCGUGUGGAGCGGGGAUCAGCUUGCUAUGGGGUUGUGUUGGUAUGAAAAUAUGCCUAAAAUUGCAGAGAAGACCUACCGCUACAAGUCAUGCAGGUUUGCAAAGGUCGAGGACCAAAAAGAUGCUUUGAGACUCUAUACUGUCCAGAUCCCUCACAAACGGGACCGCAGACCCCCACCAUGCUACAUCACUAAAUGGGAUGGACGAGCUUUCCUGCCGCUACUCACUAAGCCGUGUGGAAAUGAAGUCAUAUCCUGUCUCACUGUGAGUGACUCUGGAACAUUUCUUGGUCUUGGAACUGUGACUGGAUCUGUGGCCAUUUAUAUAGCGUUUUCCUUGCAGAAAUUGUACUACAUCCAGGAAUCACAUGGCAUUGUUGUCACAGACCUAACCUUUUUGCCUGACACUUCUAAAAGUCAAGCCAUAAAGGGGGAUAAUGAAGUGGUCAUGUUGAGUGUAGCAGUGGACAGUCGCUGUCAGAUGCAUGCAGUGGCCAACCGAAGAAUGUUCCCAUUAUGGUUGGUGCUGAUUUUCUGUGGUCUGAUGGUGGUCGGAGUGAUUCUGCUCCUGCAGUCUUUAUUCCCAGGAUUCCUUUAGUGUAGAGCACGAGCACGAGAACAGAACAAAACAAACUUGGAUCCAUGAAAUUUGUCUAAGUGGUCAGAAUUUAGGUUGAAAUGACAAUAUUUAGCACCAUGUUUUAACUAAUGUAUGAUCGUUGGAUGCAUUUCAGCUUUGAAUUCUUAAUGAAUCACAUUGGUUAAAGAGUUUGGGCAUGACCUGAAUAUGCAGCGUAAAUCGUGAAAUCCUGAAGUGGUGUUAAUUGGAAAACCGGAUGAAGCAGGAAUAGAUUUCCUCAUGAAAAAGUAAGAUGCUCUUAAGGACUUUAUCUGCUCUACCAGCAUGUCAACAAUAUCCUUUUAUUGUAAUGGAGAAAAUAUGUAUCUGAGGAAGUUCAACUGUGGAUAUUUUAAAUAUUUAAAACCAUGUAAAAAUAUAAAGAUACAUCUGACAACA